Molecule: messenger RNA, 597 nt
Organism: Eurytemora carolleeae
Lineage: Eukaryota; Metazoa; Arthropoda; Copepoda; Calanoida; Temoridae
Exons: 6
Coding region: 16-582 (188 amino acids)
Source: RefSeq, a predicted model, not a curated record
AAAUGAAUUUCUAAAAUGAGUACGCUCAGCACCCUUCCUCCCCGGUACAGGCAGUCAGGGGGAGGAGCAGGAGGCGUAGUCGGGGGCAGAGCUGCCGGGGGAGGAGCAGGAGACGUAGUCGGGGGCAGAGCUGCCGGGGGAGGAUCCAGGCUUUUGCAAAUACAGGCAAAGCUACAAGCCAGACAACUUCAAGAGAAAGAGGAGAAACUAUUUAACCUGUUGGAGGAUAGAAAGGAGCCGGUGCUUCCACGACUAGGAAGAGAGAAUGUUUACAGUGGAAACUCUUUAACUUCUUCGUCAAGUUCUGUCAGUAUGUUUGCGGGUCGGCCUGUCCUAGGUGGGGGUCAAGUGCGUCAGAUUUUCCAAGAGCGAAGCAAAACCAGUAAUACAAGGAAUUCAAGAAGAAGUCCUGUUGGCUGGGACAAGAGCUACCCUUUAAGACCAGUUGAGGUUGAGCCACGGACCCCACAUGUUCCUGUUUACAAACAAAAUAUUACAAGAACAAAUAGUUAUAAUAAAUACAGCGGGAAUUACGGGGUUAACAAGGUGGGUGAUAUACCUAACAUAUUGGUAAUGAUGUAGAAAUUAUUAACAUAU